This is a messenger RNA of Haliotis rufescens (red abalone), 1111 nucleotides long. RefSeq lists its product as uncharacterized. Bases 77 to 1021 code for a protein of 314 amino acids. Gene Ontology annotation, molecular function: protein binding. The transcript has 8 exons. NCBI's taxonomy places the organism in Eukaryota, Metazoa, Mollusca, Gastropoda, Lepetellida, Haliotidae. The record is from RefSeq and is a predicted model, not a curated record.
GUCUUGAGGUAAAGAACUGAACCUGGCUUAGCAUCGUAGAUAGGGACAGAAAGUGAAACUCAUUUCUUCUGACAACAUGAAGAUGAUGGUUUUCCCAUUGCUUUUGAUGUUCAUCAAUAGUUUGUCUGUAUUUGGCUUCAGCACAUUCAAACAGCCAAAGUUCAAGAUAAAUGCUAUCACGCGCAGUAAACCCGGGUAUGUGACAGAGCUGGAAGAGGCCAGGGACGACAUGAUGUCCAAACAAGAUCAAUUCGACAAAGAUUUAAAGAAUGUAUCUGCCAGAGUGGACGAGGUAUCAGGAAAGCUUGAAACAACACAGUCUAUUUGCCUCAGCAAGCAAGAGAAACAGCAAGAUGCAAAUCAUGAUGAAAACGUGAAUCUGCAAGAGCAGCUCGACGAAAUGAAAACAGCAAUACAGAACAUUGAAAAGAUGGCAGUUGAAAAAGCGGUGAAAGUUAUGGAAGAGCACAUUAAAGAACUGAAGGACUCGAUGUUGAUCCAGACAGAAAUUCAGGCAGACAAAUCACACAAUUGUUCAGAGGCCAUCCGGAGCCUGGAACAUGGGGUUUACAAUCUGGAAAUAAAGAGUGAAGAAACUGAAAGUAUACUCAGUAACCUCACGGCCUCAACUGCCAACCUGACUGAAUUCGUGCAGGGUGUUCUGUACAAGCUGUCCGCGUAUAUCGGCAAUGUGGGGUACGGGGAGUCAUCUGACCGGGUUUCCAUCCGGAUCGACGGGUCUUUAGGAGUGCACAAGAUCCAUGACAUAAACACCCCGAUACACGGCAAAGGAGAAGUAAAUGAGGUCUAUUUCCAAUCCCCGAGACUUGGCUUAAUCGAUAGUGUGCAUAUGCAACUGCACGGCAGCGAUGGGUGGUACAUUGAGAAGGUGACUAUAGACGAGCUCUAUACGGGAAAUGUGUUCACGUUCGUCUACGAUGCCUGGCUUGAUGAUGAAAGUGGUCCAAUGGCGGCUACGGUGAAGCUAACAUCAGCCACCAACCGCGGCAUCAGCACAUAGGGGGUACCUUCCAUACAUCACAAGUGUUGCAGCUCCGAGAAGGACGGCCAACGAAUGCCUCGACAUUAUUUGCAGAAUAAAUAUUGACGC